Molecule: messenger RNA, 7968 nt
Organism: Penicillium malachiteum
Lineage: Eukaryota; Fungi; Ascomycota; Eurotiomycetes; Eurotiales; Aspergillaceae
Product: putative cell morphogenesis protein (PAG1)
Exons: 6
Coding region: 1-7968 (2655 amino acids)
Biological process (GO): cell morphogenesis
Cellular component (GO): site of polarized growth; cell cortex
Source: RefSeq, a predicted model, not a curated record
AUGACCUGUGACUGGCUCAUUGAUGACACUCUUGACACGGCAGUCUGCAUGAGAUUCAAAGCAAUGAGAAGAAGAAAUAUAAGGAAAGGGAAGACUUUCAAAAAAGGGAAAGAAUUCGGGAGGAAGAGGAAUUCAAAUAGAGAAAGAUUCGAAAGGCCAAAAGAAGGAAGGAGAACCCUCCGUUUGCUAACUGUGUUGGUUACUACGAUAGUGGCAUCUCAUUCGGCCAAAACUGCUGGCCCCGGCCAGCAACCAACAUUGCCCCUCAUCCCUGACGACCUCAAAUCCGCAUCGCACCAUACCAUCCCAUCCAUAUCGGAGCGGCGAGGUACAAGGACAGCCCAGUCUACUCCAAUGCACAGCCGUGAAUCCUCCGCGGUUCGUGGCAGAGCUGCCGACCCUUCCGCCUUAGCCCCGACCUUACCACAAGCCCGCCGCGGUCAUUCAGGUUCCAAAAGCCCAGACGUCUCAACCGGUCGCCCUGCAGGAUAUGAGGUGGGAUUGGAAAGACGACCGUCCAACUCGUACGGUCAUCACCGACAGACCUCAAUCGUUCAUGGGAUGCAACAUUCACGGAACCCCAGCAUGGCGGGCUCGACCGCUUCCAGUCCACUAAGCCCUGAACUUAUCGCCUCACUCGGUCGUGGCUUAACGGACGAGAUCGGUUUACCUCCUAAGCUAGAACAGCUCGAUACCCAUUCAAACCAUCAGAGCCCCGCGGGGGCACCUUCGAACUUCGGACUACAAGGUACAUUGAGUACGAUUCAGGAUACCGAUGCAGAUGAAAGGGUGGAUGGAAGUCCAGCAAGUCUGGUCCAUAAGAGAAUGAACUCGGGAGGAAAAUCACGGCGGGAAAGAUCUCACAGUCGCUCACAUUCGAAGCAUCAUUCUGAAUCUAAGACGGUGGGGGAGUAUGCGUUGCAUCAUUUAUUUAACUCGUUUGUUGGUCAAGCCGACAGUAAAAUCAAUCAGGCAAUUUUGAAGCUGGGAGAAUGCGAAGCUCCAGUGGAGGAGGUUUGCGGACCUGGAGCAGACCCCAACUUCGAUCAGUUGAUCUCAGCCCUGGGACAUAUUGCAAGGCAAAAGCCGAAGCCUUUAAUCGAUACUAUCAUGUUAUGGAGGAAAGCCAAAGGAGAUGCAGCUACCACGGCAAGGCAGAUGACGAAUGAGCAGCCAAAAUCUGCGACAUCAGAAAAUGUGCCUCUUUUACGUCGUAACACAGAGCCUACUCAGACGCCCACUGAUCCAACAGCUCCUUCAGAAAGACCACACCCAUCGACGCCUCUGCUUGGUCGUCAUGAUGAUAUCGCAUUGGUAGAACGCCGUGCCACUGUCUCAGUCUAUUUGGUAUGCAGAGUAUUGAUUGAAAUUUUCCAUCAAAGCGACCUAGCAUCUAUCACAAUUGACAUGGCAGAUCGUUUGGAAGACAUAGUUUUUGGUCAGCUCAAAACGGUCGACCCUGAUCAGAUCUCCGCAUCUCCACUAAGGAUGGCAAAUUGGAGGAUAUAUGGCCAAUUGCUCGGCAUCAUGAGCGAAUUGAACUUCACCACAGUUGCCAAUCGCUUCCUUGCAGAACUAGACCGAUAUCAAAAGGAGGAAGCACUUCGGGGGCCCUCACGUGAUGGGGAUGCCAAAUCCGAGCUACUCAUCCUGGGCAUGAGGUAUUUGCGUCUGCCGAUGGGCACAGACACUUGGCCCAAGGCUUGUGAUUAUAUGCGAAGCCUGGGACGCUUGUUUGUGAAUGCACACGGGCAAAAAAUCAAGCAGGCGUAUUGUUACGUGAUUGAGAAACUGUUACUGCCCGUGGCAGCUAACCCGGUCUGUGACCUUGCACUUCCUCGGUGGAAGGAGUUUUUGGAUUUGGUUCAGCCUCGCUUGGCUCAAUUACUUACAAAGCCUCGACAUUGGACCCCUGCGUUCUCCUUGAACGUGCUCCUUCUUUGCAUAUCCAACAAGGAAACAUUCUCUUCACAAUGGCUCUCGAUGAUAACAGGCUUACCUCCUCGGCUCAAGGACCGGCCGACUCGUGCGCCAGCUCUACAAGCUAUAUGUCGACUUACUCCCCCCACAACUACACUGCGCAAGAUUGAAGAGGUCGUAAAAAUUGCAUUGCCAACAGGCAAAAGGACAUACCUGACUGCAGAGCCCAUAAGUGCUGAGCCACUGAUCCAGCUGAUUCGAAUGAUUGGAUUCAAACACCCUGAUGUUUGUUUUCGCACGAUUAUCUUCCCUCUUAUCAACUCUGAUCUGUUCCUCUCCAGUCGAGAAACGAAGAUUGAACAAAUGGAGCCGGAGAAAAUGGUGAUUGGCAUUAGAGCAUUUCUGGCAACAAUGUCAGAUCUGGAAACAAGUGAUCAACUGUGUCCGCCAUUCCCAACAGGCUCUCUUCCGAACCCGUUCACAUCUGCUCCAAACCCGAUUUUCUUCCACCGUCCACAAUUACUUGCAGAGCCAAAGGUGGGCCUGGCUUCUCAAAAGCCCGAUCCAGCUGCCUCUUGUCCAGUCAACAUGUCAAGACUGAGCGACAAUGUUAAGGAAUACUAUCUACGAUUCUGCGAAGUGCUCGGUAAGAUCACAAUUCUAUGUAAUACCACCUUCGGUGGUCAGGCGGUUCUGGAUGAGAAGUUCGGAAGCACAACACCAAAGACGCCGCUUACCGAAUCCUUCUUUUCACGUCGCGAUGACCAUGUCAGUACACUGGACCACAAACAAGGCUUUUACGAUCUCUUCCACGUCGCUGUACAGGCAUUGCCUCGUUGUCUUUCAGAUCAUAUUCCCUUCAAGGCAUUGAUCAACCUUCUUUGCACCGGAACUGCUCAUGUGCAGUCAAACAUCGCAUCCUCGUCUGCUGAUUCAUUGAAGGCGAUUGCGCGACAAUUGCACGCCCAACAAGUGACAAUUGGAUUUGCACGUUUCAUAUUCGACUUUGACGCACGAUAUUCAACGAUGUCCGAUGAAGGAAUGCUUGGACCAGGACACAUCGAAUCAACUUUGAGGCUAUACGUGGAGUUGUUGCGAAUCUGGAUUGAUGAGAUCAAGCAGAAAACCAAGGAAGCCGCUUCAGAUCAACUUGAAAAAUCAAUCUCGGGCAGUCGGGCUCUCAAUCUUGACUUAUCAGGUCUUCUUGCCUCUGUUGAUGAGAUUGAGUCUCACGGAUUAUUCUUCCUAUGUUCACAAUCUCGACGGGUUCGAGCAUUUGCCAUCAACGUUCUUCGUCUGAUCACCGAGUUUGACAGCGCCCUCGGCAAAGAGAACACAAGAAUCAUUCGGAUCCUUGAAGCCGACUCACAGCAGAUCUUGGAUCUCAAUGAUGAGCAGCUGACAGUUGCAGAGAGAAGUCGGAUCCUCAAGGGCAAAAGAAGAAGUGCUUCACAGAACACUCUCAUUGAACUAUGUAGCAGCGAGGUCUCCUACGACUCUACCCUGUGGGCCAAAGUUUUCCCGAAUAUUAUUCGCGUCAGCUUUGAGACUUGUCCAACUGCCAUCAUGUUGGGAAGAGAGAUUGUAUACGCACGUCUUGUUCAGAUGCACAAGCUGAUCUCAUCUCUUGCUGAAAGCUCGAGACCUGGUCAAUAUUCCCCGCUUGAUGUCUAUCAGGCUCGUCCCCUGGGCCGGAGUAACAUGACGACAGAGAUUCUCGUUGAGCAGUGGCGGCUUUACCUAGUCAUGGCCUGCACAACAGUGACUAGUGUUGGAGCUCAAUCCCAGAGCCAGCUCGCAAAUGCCCAACAUUCACGCAAGUCUUCUAAGGGACAACAGUCCCAGGAUAACACCAGCUCUGCGCGAAGUCUGUUUGCCUUUGUUAUCCCCCUCUUGUCAGCUGAACGGGACUCUAUUCGAUCUGCAAUUGUCGCUGCAUUAGGCUCUAUCGCCAAGACCCUCUAUCGCACACUCCUGGAGUCUCUCCAGUAUGCUGUGACAACCUGUAACGAGGAAGCCAAGAUCAGGAUUGGCACACACCACCGCACUCCUAGCAGCCCCCGUCGCAACCGAAAGACCGAUCGUCUCCGUACGGAAGUCACAAAUGUGUAUAAGCUUACCUCCCAUUUCCUUCGAGAGCCAGAGGUUUACAAUGACGACUGGAUCGUCAACAACCUGAUUACCUAUGCGAAGGAUAUUCGUAUUUUCUUGAGCGAUGCCGAGGUUCAAAAUGACUGGGACUUCCAACGUUUACGGUUUCACUACUGCGGCUUGAUGGAAGAGCUCUUUGAAGGCGUCAAUCGCACCAAGGAUCCUUCCCGCUGGAUUCCGUUCGAAUCAAGAAAAUCUGCUUUUUCACUCAUGGAAGAUUGGUGUGGCUACUCGCCUAAUCAAACUCAAAUCAACGAAAGAGAGGACAAUAUGCGCAAAGUUGCCAUGGCAAAUACGCAUGAGGGUGGUGAGAUGCGAAACACUGCUGCCGCUAUGGAAAUCGAGAAGAAAAAUCUCCGAGCAGCCGCUUUAAGCGCAAUGGCAUCUCUUUGUGCUGGCCCAAUCAGUAUCACAACUGAGAGUGGGUCUGUACUUCAAUUUGACGUUGGUCGCAUGCUAUCCUGGAUCCAUAUCAUCUUCACCGCUGUCAGUGUUAGUGAUAAGUGGCAUGCGAUUGGUCGUCGGGCGUUGAAAAACCUCAUAAUUCAUAAUAAGGAGCAUACGUAUCUGAUGGAACGAUCCGUUGAGAUGUGUUAUGCAGCUGAGCAGCCAAAGGCGCUGGAAAGCUAUUUUGAGGUCGUAAGCGAAGUUCUCAUCGAGCAUCCAGACUACCCCCUGGAAUUCUGGAGAAUUCUGGGCGCGGUCCUAGUGACUUUGGGCAACCAAAAGCGCGAGAUUCGAAUGAAGUCGGCCAAGCUUCUUCGUCGACUUGAGGAGCGGCAUCAGAAAAACUCGCGACUUCAGGACUUCGAUAUUAGCAUUUCGGAUAAGACUACAGCUGUGUACAAGCUGGCUCAAUUUGAGACCUCGAAAAGAUUGGCGGUCCAGCACGCUGACUUGGCUUUCACGCUGUUUUCUGAAUUUGCUCUGCACUUCCGCAGUCUUCACGAUGACACCAAACGCAACAUGGUUGCGGCGAUCCUACCAUGGGUUCAGACUAUGGAGCUGCAGGUCGAUCCUAAUGGUGGACCCACUGCCAGGUCCUAUAUGCUUCUUGCAAAUCUGUUUGAGAUCACCAUUCGCUGCAGUACUACUUUGCCGAAUCAGGUUCAAGCAUUGUGGCAAGCGUUGGCCACUGGUCCUCAUGGCGGAAAUGUCCAGCUAGUCUUGGACUUCAUCAUCAAUCUUUGCUUGGAGCGUAAAGAACAAAAAUUUGUCGAUUAUGCCAAGCAGAUCGUUGUUUUCCUUGCCGGUACACCCGCAGGAUCCAAGGUGAUUGAUUUCUUCCUGCUCCAGGUAGUGCCCAAGAACAUGGUACAGGAGCGAAAGGAUCUCACGCCUCCACCGCCUGAUAUCAAGAGCUUGCCGUACGUGGUUGAUCUCGCCACAAUCAUUCCCGUAGGGAAUAAACAAGCCGGUCUUUCGCUGGGCCAAGUGGCACUAAUCUUCCUUGUUGAUCUUAUGGUUGCGCCUGUCGAUCUGCCAAUUGAUGACGUGAUUAAGCUUCUUCAUGUUGUACUAAUCCUGUGGGAUCAUUACACUGUUACUGUUCAAGAACAGGCUCGUGAGAUGUUGGUUCAUUUGAUCCAUGAGCUCAUUGCUGCCAAACUGGAGGACGGUGCAUCUGUUGGCGCUCGGCAAUCGAUCGAGGACUUUGUCGAAUUGAUUCGAAAGAGUGAUCCCGCCGUAGUGUGGGAAUAUGAAGAAAACAAUGGCAAGGACGAGGAAUCCGACGAUCGUCGGGUGCCAUCGUCGAUGGCUACUGCAACCCGUGAAGUCAUCAAGUUCUUUAGCUUUGCUCCUGAGUACGUGGGUGUGGGCGACAUAUGGGCCAAGGAAGCGCUAAACUGGGCAACAUCUUGUCCUGUGCGACAUCUGGCAUGUCGUUCCUUUCAAAUCUUCCGGUGCAUUUCAACCUCGCUGGACUCACGCAUGCUGGCUGAUAUGCUCGCCCGCCUUUCGAACACGAUUGCGGAUGAAGAGGAAGAUUAUCAAACAUUCUCCAUGGAGAUUCUCACUACGUUGAAAAUAAUAAUCAGCUCUCUAGCGCCAUCUGAUCUUAUGCAUUAUCCUCAGCUCUUCUGGACCACUUGUGCUUGUCUCAAUACCAUCCACGAGAGUGAGUUCGUCGAGACACUGGGUAUGCUGGAUAAGUUUUUGGACAGCGUGGAUCUUAGUGAUCCCGUCAUCGUGGCACAACUUCUUGAGGGUCAGCCUCCUAAGUGGGAAGGCGGUUUUGAUGGGCUUCAAGAUUUAGUUUUCAAGGGACUGAAGUCCUCUGAGUCUUUCAACCGUACAUUGGAUAUCCUUCAUCGCCUCAGUGCGCUACCAAACAAUACGCUCAUCGGAGAUGGCACUCGUCAGCUGUUCACAAUUAUGGCCAACUUGCCCCAUUUCCUGGAGUGUUUCGAUCAAGGCUUUACCGAUCCCAAACCCAUGAUGCGUGCCAGCUUACUUGCUCGUGUGGCGGAGAAUGAAGGAUGUCCUCGACUUGCAGCGUCAUUGUUUGGUUUUGCCAACCAGCAGUACAAGACAGAAGGUGUAUUCCUUGACCACAUCGUCAACGAAAUCAAAUCGUACUACUUCCCGCAGCUGGACUUUCAGUGUCUUAUCUUCCUUAUGGGUCUUCUCACCAACACCACUGAUUGGUUCCGUAUCAAGACCAUGAAGAUUCUUUGUGUGCUGAUCCCCGAGGUUGAUAUGCGACGCACUGAAGUUACCUGCCAUGGUCCUGAUUUGAUUUCACCAUUGCUGCGCCUUCUGCAGACCAAUUUGUGUCCGCAGGCUCUGGAGGUCCUGGAUAAUAUCAUGACUGUCUCUGGUAACCCGAUGGAGCGUCAUCACCUGCGCAUGAGCAUGGCUUCUGCAGCUUCGUCACGUGCUAUUCGCAAGGAAUACGAGCGGAUCCAAAGUCUGUACGGCAUUCCUGAGCCUACAGGUUGGUCAGUUCCCAUGCCGGCGACUCAAUCAACCAUUACUCGCAACAAUGUCCACGCGGUGUUCUAUACUUGUGCUGAAGCCGAUGACAUGAAUACACGCGAUACCUUGACUCCUGAUGUGGAAUUCCGUGCGGAUGAAUACAGCGACUCGUUCUUCCCAAUGAGAGCCGACACGAUGAAGUCGAUUGAUACUCAGACUGAUGGCAACAUGGGCGAUAUCGUCCAGAAACUGGACAGUCUUGACGAUUUCUUCGAAGAGACGGAAACAAAUGUUCCAACACUACACCCGGUAGCACCGCCGAUGUUACGAGGAUUUACAGGUAGCUACGUUGACACCAACGCCCAUCUCUACGAUCAGCAGACGGCGCCUAUCCUCCGUAAAUCUCUCGCUCGAACCGGCUCCAGUUCAUCCUUCCAUAACGGUCUCGCAGAGUCCCGCCCGCCCAACUUCCGCUUCGAUGUUCCCGGCAUGCCCUCUCCAGUUAGCAUGAAUUCCCAAACCUUGGGCCCGGGUCUCCGCCCCGUCUCUCACACCCGCUCUGUCACCUCACCCGCCAACAACCUGUUCGUUCAUACUGCUCCCCAUGGACCCCACAAUACACCACCAGUCGGUCUCAGUGAAUCCGCAUUCCUCUCAGACGAUGAGAUUGAAGACACACACUCUGAUCUUGACGAUCGCCCAACAACUGCUCGGAGAAUCCAUCCUCCCAUGCCACCUAUGGUCCGUAGUGCUACAGAAGGAGCCGGAUCCCAACCUCACUCCCUGGAAUCAAUGAUCCGAAGUGGUAUGCGCAGAUUAACAGGUGGCGCAGCAAACCGCGAAAAGGAACGGCAGCGCGAUCUCCUUCGAGCUCAGCACCGUGCUAUGGUUCAAACUGCGAACUCUCCCCGUGUUCCCAAGGUUCCGGAAGAGUAUCUCGCGGGACCAACUAGUCACCCUACAUCUCCAAGAUCAUAA